Messenger RNA from Neoarius graeffei (lesser salmon catfish), 2048 nucleotides. It is a transcript of the gene dync1i1, whose product is annotated as dynein, cytoplasmic 1, intermediate chain 1. Gene Ontology annotation, biological process: transport along microtubule. NCBI's taxonomy places the organism in Eukaryota, Metazoa, Chordata, Actinopteri, Siluriformes, Ariidae. Gene Ontology annotation, cellular component: cytoplasmic dynein complex. The transcript is spliced from 17 exons. The record is from RefSeq and is a predicted model, not a curated record. The coding region runs from base 126 to 1949 and encodes 607 amino acids. Gene Ontology annotation, molecular function: dynein heavy chain binding; dynein light chain binding.
UUUCAGUAAGAGCGCUGACCGGAGAAUAGGGGGACUGAAUUCUCCGGAGCUCCUGUUCUACCUCGAAUAACGCUAAAGCUCAACAUUCAAGAAGUCCACAUACAGGAAGGAACAACGCACAAAAGAUGUCUGAUGCACGCCGCAUAAAAGCCAAACUGGAGCGCACAAAACAGCUUGUUGCUGAGAUGCAUGAAGAAAAGAGAAGAAAAGAAGAAGAAAGAAAAAAGAAAGAGUCUGAGGUACAGCAAAUGGCAGAGUGCGCAUCAGAAAUCUCAGACUUGGAUAGAAAGAGAAGUGAGAUGUCUGCAGAACUGCCUUUAGUGAGCGCUUCCAGUGAGAAUGGGAGCCAGGAGUCAGUGGAGGGAGGAACCAUGGCUAGGACACUGCAGUGGGAUAUGGACCCCUUGGCUCUUCAGCUCCUAGCAGACUCAGAGCAUAGGUGCAGAACACAGAAACUUGAAGCAACAAAGAUUGUACAGAUUGAUUAUAUGCCCAAAGAACUGGUGACGUAUUGUAAAGAGACCCAGACUCCUGUAGCAACAAAUAUGUCUAAAGAAGAGGAGGAGGAGGAUGAAGAACUCCCUGUGGUCAAACCUGAAUCUGAAGAACAUGUGGUGGAGAAUAAUCAGGAAGCCAUGCAAGAUAAUGAACAUCCUAAGGAACUCACAGAGGAGGAGAAGCAGCAAAUUGUUCACUCUGAGGAUUUCCUGAUCUUCUUUGACCGUAGCAUUCGGCUGGUGGAGCGAACACUAGCUGAGGACUUGGAUAUUUUCUUUGACUACAGCGGACGUGACAUGGAAGACAGAGAGGGGGACACACAAGCUGGAUUAAAUCUGUCCUUCAGUCGACAAUUGUAUGAUGAGCAAUGGUCUAAGAAUAGAGUUGUCACCUGUCUGGAUUGGUCACCGCAGUACUCAGAAUUGCUGAUGGCUUCAUACAAUGCCAACGAGCAUGCACCACAGGAACCAGAUGGAGUUGUGCUGGUGUGGAACAUGAAGUUUAAGAAGACAAACCCAGAAUACAUAUUCCAUUGUCAGUCCCCUGUGAUGUCAGUGGGUUUCGCACAGUUUCAUCCAAACCUUGUAGUUGGGGGCACUUACUCUGGCCAGAUAGCAUUGUGGGACAAUCGGAGCCACAGGAGAACUCCGGUACAAAGGACACCUUUAUCUGCAGCUGCUCAUACACAUCCUGUGUCCAGCUUAAAUGUGGUAGGAACCCAAAACGCCAACAAUCUGAUCACUGUGUCAACAGAUGGAAAGAUGUGCUCCUGGAGUUUAGAUAUGCUCUCUCAGCCACAGGAUAGUAUGGAACUAUACUAUAACAAGUCUAAGGUAGUAGCUGUGACUGGAAUGGCUUUUCCUGCUGGUGAUGUGAAUAACUUUGUGGUGGGAAGUGAAGAAGGGACAGUGUACACAGCUUCACGGCACAGCAGUAAGGCUGGUAUUAGUGAGAUGUUUGAGGGCCACCAGGGGCCAGUCACUGGCAUCAGCUGCCAUAAUGCUGUGGGCCCCAUUGAUUUCUCCAACCUCUUCACUACCUCAUCCUUUGACUGGACUGCCAAGCUGUGGUCAACUAAACAUAACAAACCACUUUACUCUUUUGAGGACAAUGUUGACAAUAUCUAUGAUGUUAUGUGGUCUCCUGUGCACCCGGCUGUCUUUGCUACAGUGGAUGGAAUGGGCCGCUUGGACAUCUGGAACCUUAAUAAAGACACAGAUGUUCCUACAGCAAGUGUGACGGUGGAGGGCUCUUGUGCUCUGAACCGGGUCAGAUGGGCAUCAGGGGGCCGCGAAGUAGCAGCUGGUGAUUCUGAGGGUCGAAUCUGGAUCUAUGAUGUUGGAGAACAAUUGGCAGUGCCACAUUCAGAGGACUGGAGCCGACUUGCACAAGUUCUCAUGCAGAUCCAAGCAAAUGUUGGUGGAGGCGGUGCCAUAGAAGUGACUGGCUGAGAGCAUAUAUGUGCUACAAAAGCAAAACACAUACACAUUUAUGUUCAGCAAUACAGAUGAUAGAAACAUCUGUAUUGCAUCUAUUAAAACAGAUGACAG